Molecule: messenger RNA, 2121 nt
Organism: Dimorphilus gyrociliatus
Lineage: Eukaryota; Metazoa; Annelida; Polychaeta; Dinophilidae
Source: the annotation of a GenBank genome assembly
AAUUCCUCAAAACUGGUAGCGCAGUCGUAUUUCGGUUUAAUACAAUCAAAUAAUUGGCUACAUUACUGUUAUCACCAACUAAAAAAAAUGAUUGAACCGUUAAGCCCAAAUGAUCCUUCAUCAUUUUCUUUUCCUGACCAAGCUAUAAUUAAUCAUAUACAUCUAAUUCUACACGUAAACUUCUCAGAAAAGCUCGUUAAAGGUUCUGCCAUUCUUGAUCUAGCCUGGAUAACAGAUAGCAAUGAAAAGUUAUUGAUUCUUGAUACAAGAGACCUAAAUAUUAUCUCAGUAUUUGACGAAGAUAGACAAAACACGCUAGAGUUUUCUCUUGGAGAUAAAGUUGGAGAUUUUGGACAGCCUCUAACUAUUAAAGUACCGCUUGAUUACACAAAGAAAUUGGUGAUAGAUUACUCUACCGCUCCUAAUUCAACAGCUCUGCAAUGGUUGGCUCCUGAGCAAACAUCUGGCAAAAGUAAACCAUACUUAUUCACUCAAUGUCAAGCUAUCCACGCAAGAAGCCUAUUACCAUGCCAAGACACUCCAGCAGUCAAAUUUACCUAUUCGGCCGAAAUAACUGUCCCUGAGGGGCUUAAAGCAUUGAUGUCUGCUAUACGCAAUGAGGAUGAGACUAAUAACUCGUCUGUAUUCCGUUUUCAACAAGACAUACCUAUUCCAUCAUACCUGAUCGCAUUGGUGGUUGGGGACUUAGAAAGUCGUCCAAUUGGACCCCGUUCUCGAGUCUGGUCAGAAAAGGAGAUAAUUAAGGCUGCAGAAUUUGAAUUUACCGGUACAGAAAAACUACUUGCAACUGCUGAAGACCUUAUGGGGCCAUAUGUUUGGAAACAGUAUGAUUUGUUGGUUUUACCACCCAGCUUUCCUUAUGGGGGUAUGGAAAAUCCAUGCUUAACUUUUGUAACACCUACUUUACUAGCUGGUGAUAGAUCAUUAGUCAGUGUAGUUGCUCAUGAAAUUGCUCACAGCUGGACUGGUAAUCUUAUAACAAAUAACAACCCUGAACACUUUUGGUUGAACGAAGGUCACACCGUCUUCGUGGAGAGAAAAAUUUCAGGACGUUUAUAUGGAGAAUCAUUUAGACAUUUACAGGCUAUAAAUGGGUGGGAUGCUUUAAAUGAAACAAUCAACAAGGAAUACAGUCCAAAGCAUGAGUUCACAAAACUUGUUCCAAAUCUAACGGGGGUUGAUCCAGAUGAUGCUUUCUCUUCGGUGCCAUAUGAAAAAGGUUCUGCACUCCUGAUGUACUUAGAAGAAAAGUUAGGAGGACCUGAGGCAUUUGAACCUUUUCUUAAAGGUUAUGUAAAAAGAUUUCAGUACAGAUCAAUUAAUACUAGUGACUGGAAAGCUUUCCUUUAUGAAUUCUUUAGUUCUAAGCAAGAUAUUCUUGAUCAAAUUGACUGGAAUGGAUGGUUUAAUGAACCGGGAAUGCCACCAAAUAAACCAACCUUCGACGAUACUUUGCUUAAAAAAGCAUCAGAUUUAGCUAAUCGUUGGAUAUCCUGCUCUAAUGAUCAAUUAGAUGAAUUUAAAUGUUCAGAUUUAAAAGAAAUGCAACCUUUGCAAGUCAAAUGCUUUUUGACUGACAUUUUCAAAAAGGAACCACUUUCUCAUGAGAAGAUUGAAAAAAUGAAUGAGCUUUACAAUAUGAGUUCAAUUAUAAAUUCUGAAAUUCGGUUCCUAUGGCUGAGAAUAGGCAUUCGUGCUAAGGUAGCAAAAUUUGCUGACAAAGCUUUGGAAAUGGUAAACCAAGUUGGUAGAAUGAAGUUUGUACGACCACUGUAUAGAGAUUUGUACGAAUGGGAAGAUUCUAGGAGUGCAGCUAUUGAAAACUUUCAGAAAAUGAAAGCGCAGAUGCAUAUUCUUACAGCCACAAUGAACGCUACAGUGGAAGCUUCAAAGCAUUACUUAUCUAAGAAACGAAUUCCAGAACUUUUGCAAAGUUUGACUGUUGGUUUGCUUGCUAAUGAGCCUGAUGAUCAUAUUGAGUUUUUGAUUUGCUGCUUGAAAAGUAUAAAAAUACAUGGGACAGAUAAGAUUACUUGGGACUCCUUUCUUCCAGUAGACGACGAAGGUGGUCAGAAACCAUUCAAAUCUGAAGUGGAAUGA